AUGAUGAUUGGUAUCGGUGGUUCAUCAUCAUCAUUGGUUACAUCAGAUGGUGAAAGCAAUAAAUCUUUAGAUGGUGAUGAUGAAAAAUCAUCUACUAGUUCUUCAUCUGUUUCAUUUAUUAGUUCAUCAUCAUCCUCAUCACCGACACCGCCUAUAAUAACCCAUCAACAGCAAUCAAUACAUUUUAAUGGUAUUGAAUCUCAGGUGAAAGAGCUAUUUUCAAUAAUACCGGCCAAUAACGGAAAUGUUCAUCCGUAUCAUUUUAAUCAUCAAUCAUCUUCUGCUUCCUAUAUGACGCCUUCAUCAUCAUUAUCAUCUUCAUCAUCAUCGAAUGGUGAUUGGCCAAUGGAUGAAACGACGACCAAUGAACAACAACAAUCCGGUGGAAUCGUUUUUGAUAAUCAAUUUACCAAAACAGUCACACAAACACCUUCUUCCUCCUCAUCAUCAUCAAAUGAUGAUGAUAUUAAUAAUAAUAAUUUAUGUUCGAAAUCAAUACAAUCGAUAUCUGGUCAUCAUCAUCAUCAUCUUCAUAAAGAAAUGUUUGCAACCAAAUGUAGACAAACAGAAAUGUUAACUAAAUCUACGGAUAUACAACCAUCCUCUUCUUCUUCAUCAUCAUCAUCAUCUAUGAACGUUAUAAGUCAACGUUUUUCGAAUAUUCAUCCGGUCAUAUAUAAUAAUGGUGGUGGAUUUAAUGAAACAAAAUCAGAUGGCUGUCAUCAAACAAAUAUUAUUGCAAAAGUUACCACUAAUGGAACAACGAUAACAACUACUUCAUCGAUUAUGAUGAAUGGUCCAACGGCAGCAACGACUACAACUGUACGUUUGCUUGGUUUACCUACACAACAACAACAAUUAUCAACAAACAAUAUCGCUACCGGUGUUCAUCAAACUAAAUUACGUUCACCUAGUCUAGAUGAAUUAUUGGCUUUGUCUUCGCCGAUUCGUAAUGGUCAACCGACAUUGUUGACGAAUCAUCAUCAUCAUCAUCAUCAACAACAACAACAACAGCAAUGUGGCACAACAUCAACAACAACAAUAAUACAAAAUGGUUCCGUUUUAUUUGGUUCAUUGACGCCACCAACAUCACCUGAACGUCAACAGCAACAAAGAAAACGACCAUUUUCUUCUGAUCUCAUUAAUCGUCAACAUCAACCGCAACAACAAAAAUUAAUGGCCACCACAACAACGGCAACAUCAUUGACAACAACGACACCGAUACCGAAUAGUUUACCACAAACAUCCACCAUGAAUGGUUUCAUUACACAUCAGAAUCCAAUAUCGAAUCCUGUAUUAGUACCAAUAUCGACUACAUCGGUCAAUAUUGUACCAAAUAAUAAUAAUAAUGGAAAUGCUAUCAAUUCGAUAGCUAUGAAUAAUAAUGCAUUGUUACCACAAUCGGCUACAAUUGCAAUACAAUUAAAUUCUUCCAAUAUUGAUACUGCCCAAACAACAAUGUUGAUCAAUCAUCAUCCACAGCCGCAACAACCGCAACAACAACAGCCUAACAAUCCAACAAUGAAAUCAAAUAAAAAAUCAACAUCACCAUCACGAUCAUCGAAUGGUCAAACAGUAGCAUAUCGUUCUCGUAAUAAAUCAAAUUCGGUUUCAUCAUCUUCAUCAUCAUCAUCAUCAUCAUCGUCAUCAUUUUCAUGUUCAUCAUCAUCUUCGUCACCAUCACCAUCAUCAUCAUCAUCAUCAUCAUCAUCACCGAAUCGUCUAGUGAUCAAUGGAGAUGUCGCCAUUAUUGGUACACAAACAACGACCAAUUCAUGUUCGAUAACAAUGAAUAAUAAUAUUACGGAUUCAUUAUCCAAUGUAAUUACAACAACAACAGCAACAACAACAUCAACGACAACAACAUCAGCGACAGGUGCGAAUACGAUAUCGAGUACGAUCAUUUCAGCCGAUGGUAAACGUCGUAUUCAUAAGUGCCUAUUUAAUGGCUGUAAAAAAGUCUAUACAAAAUCAUCACAUUUAAAAGCACAUCAACGAACACAUACAGGUGAAAAGCCAUAUCAAUGUACAUGGCAAGGUUGUGAAUGGCGAUUUGCUCGUUCCGAUGAAUUAACAAGACAUUUUCGUAAACACACCGGAAGUAAACCAUUUAAAUGUAAACAUUGUGAACGAUGUUUUUCUCGUUCUGAUCAUCUAGCCUUACAUAUGAAAAGACAUCAAACACCAACAUCAACAAAUGGAACAGCAACGAAUGCAAUUCUAUCAACAACAAAUGGCAUUCAAUCAAGAGCCACAACAACUGUUUCAAGUUAAUUAUUAUUGAUGAUGAUAAGAGAUGAAUCAAAAACAAAAAUACCCACCUCAUAUGUUCAUUGAUGAUUUUUAGUUGUUUAUUUUGGACACAUUUAAUUACAACAACAACGACGACAACAAAUGAACAAUAAUCUCAAUUUCCUACCGACGACCAAAUUGUCAAAUAAUUUUUUUUUCUAUUCUAAUUCUUUUUUAUUUGAAAUAAUUAUCGAAUCAUUGAAAAGAAGAAAAAAAAAUUGGCGCCUUUUAUUAUAAAUUUAUAAUUCGAAGAAUUAUAUUUCGUUUUUUUCAAUUAUCCACACACACACGCACCACACAUAUGAAAACAUUAAACAAUUUUUCAUCAUCAUCAUCACCAUUUUGUUAUUGUACAUAAAAAGCAAAAAAAAUAAUCGAUCUCUUUCUCAAUUUGUUGGCUUUUAUAUUUUUCAUAUAUAUCAUGAUGAUUUCAUAAAUAUUUCUAAAAAUGCAUUUACAUCAUAUUUGCUACAUUUGUAUUUUUGAUUUUCUUUUUUCCAUAUUCACCAUAUUUGGUAUAUAUAAUGCUUAAAUAAUGUUCAAUGACUAACCGAAAGCUAAUUUCAUUCAUUCAUUCAUUCAUGCAUCCAUGUUCAUCUUCAAUUCAUUUAUCACCAUUAUCAUCAAUAUAUACAUAUUCAAUAUGGUCAAUAUCGAUUGACCACAACAAGUUUGCAUCACACACAUACACAUCACACAUCACACACAUGUACACAGUCAUAUAAGAUUGAUACAUUUGUAACAUAGCAGACGACAACAACAACAACAACAAAAAAAUUUAUCUCAUUUCAUUAUUGUAUUUAUAAUUUAUUGCUACAGAACCAAAAAAAGCAAAACAAAGCAAAACAGAAAAACCGAAAAAUCCAUAAAUCCAAAACAUUAAUUUUUGGGUUUUUGCGAUAAUGGAACGUUUGAAUUCAUAUUCAUAUACAUAUGAAUUGUUGUUUUUUGAACUUGUGUGUUUAUUUGUGUUUCGUUUUCACU
This is a messenger RNA of Dermatophagoides farinae (American house dust mite), 3276 nucleotides long. Lineage: Eukaryota; Metazoa; Arthropoda; Arachnida; Sarcoptiformes; Pyroglyphidae. The record is from RefSeq and is a predicted model, not a curated record.